Messenger RNA from Eriocheir sinensis (Chinese mitten crab), 2784 nucleotides. Its product is annotated as probable methyltransferase-like protein 24. The transcript has 8 exons. Lineage: Eukaryota; Metazoa; Arthropoda; Malacostraca; Decapoda; Varunidae. The record is from RefSeq and is a predicted model, not a curated record. The coding region runs from base 524 to 1441 and encodes 305 amino acids.
AAAGAACUUACCUUAGACCCAAUACCAAUUGGUGAGUGUUGUUGGUAUUGGGUCUCAGGAUAAGGUCUUUGCAUACUCUGAAAGACUAUUUAACCUAAUCACACGAGGAAGGGCUUCGUGUGUUGGCUAGCAAACGAAAACUAGUGACCGUAAAACCCACCUAUGAUAAGAAAGAAGAAGUUUGCCACAUAAAACCUCUGGACGGAAGGAAAAACACUACACGAAGAAUCUUCUCCUGGACUGCACGCCAACAAGGACUCACCCAGCGUGUAAACGGUGGAGGGAAAGAAGACGAAUAGAAUACCAAAAUCCUACUUCUGGACUGCACGCCAACAAGGACUCACCCAGCUUGUGAACGGUUUAACGAAGCCCGCCACAUCAGGCUCCAGGACGGGCCUCUUCACCGCCACCUGCAUAAUUUCCAAAAAGAGAUGUCGGCUGAAGUCCAUAUGCUUGGUGCGACCUUCUGUCACCGUCAGCACUCCGGUCAUGUCUACUUGCUGAGACUCGUUUAGUGGGCGCGAUGCUGGCAGGCCAUGGAAGAGGUAUGAGAGGCGUCUGGUUUGCCGUGGGCGUUGUCACAGGCCUAUUUUGCUCCUGCGGGCUUUUCCUCUACACGACAACCACCUCUCCCCACCUCACGGCCCACUCCAUCCCGUUGUUGGCUGAGGACACAGUGUGGGGGGAGGAACCACGGCCCCCGAGAGAUGACGAGGACUGGGGGAAGAUCAACUGCACGGUACCGGAGAGGAGGAACAUGGACGACUUCUACGACUACAUCGACCGCCGUGAACUGCAGUGCCACAAGCCGGUGAUGAGCGGGGGCUACAUCUUGACGGGGACCACCCUCCUGAUGGGGGAGAAGUGGGUCUGCAUGGACAACAGGUUCAACAUAACGCCAGGCCGCUGCCUCGCCCUCUCCUUCGGCAUCGCAGACGACUUUAGCUUCGACGAUGACAUGGACAAACGCUUUAACUGUACGGUGCACUCCUUCGACCCCACCAUCAGGACGCCAACCCACCGCCGCUCCGCCAACGUCAUGUUUCACAACCUUGGAAUAGCGAACUCGGACCGGGAGCAGAACAACAUGACGAUGGCGCGCUACACCACGAUCCUCCAGAAGCUGCAGCUCGAGCGCUCCGUCAUCGACUACCUCAAGAUCGACGUGGAGGGCUUCGAGGUGGAGUUCUUCAGCGACGUCAUCAGGAACACGCCCAACCUGCUCAAGAACGUCAAGCAGAUCGGAAUGGAGAUACACGCGCAGACACGUGUUCCGUUGCGACGAGAGCUCCUGUGGAUGUACUUCGGCUUCCUGAGGUGCUAUGGGUUCAAGGUCAUGUUCAGCGAGAUCAACCCCGUUAAGAGACUGAGGUUCGAGGUACGAGGGCAAGAACGUUCCUCCUGCUACGAGGUGGUUUGGGCGAGGGAGAAGCAGUGGUGAGGGGCGUCCUGCAGGGUGGGGAGUGUGCCCGGUGGCGACAGUGGGCACUUCGACCUCUCUGUCCUUGACGAGCAGAGCAUGGUGACUUCUUUCUUCUCCUUUGCUGUAUAGCUGCAACAAUAAACUAUCAAUCAAUUUGGUAGCACAGUAUGGGAGGGACUUUGACAUGAAGAUUAGCAAUGAGAAAAGUCAGGUGAUAAUGGCAAAUGCAGAGGAGAUAACAUAGGCUGCAGAGAUUCGUACAAAUACCCAUAGGAAUCCUAGCUGACAAGAGUGGGCCAGAUAGAACGAAGGACAGACUCUCUAGGGCAAACCAGUGGGUGGGAAGGCAGGGGAGUGUGGCGAGAAGAGCUAACAGAUACGAGGUGGUUAGAGGGAUAUGGAAGGUCAGGUGAUGAGAAGGGGCGAGGAAUAUGUUGAAAGAAGAGUAACCGACAGGGAGGUGCAGGAUAGGCAGAACAGGCAGACCGAAGAGGAGAUGGAUGGGCAGCGUGAGGGGGAGAGGAUGGAGUUCUAAGGCGGAGCUGCGUGGAGACUGUCAGAAACGUCGACCCCGGUAUAGAAAUAAGGCCUUGAUAGAAACGAGAAAUAAGACGCAGCAGAAGAAUAAGAAGAGGGAUAUGGAAGGGCAUGGCGUGGUCGUGCAGAAAUUGGCCCAAAUAUUCCCAGACGGAUGAUUCUUUGUGAUUUUGUCUUGCUUGGAUGUGUUCGUUAUUUAAGCUGAUAGUCACAAAGUGUUUCCCUGGUGUCUGUGUGAUAUGUUAGAGCCGAAUAUGACCCCGUGAACGAUAGUAAAGCAGGAAAUUUGUUUAUUGUUAAUUGAUUUAUCUUAGACCAAUAAGCUUAAGAUAUGUAGCUCUAUAAUAUCCCAAUGUUCGCUACUCUGAUUAAGGUUUGCUCCCCCCUACAGUUGGUACCUACUGAGCUCGACCUGCCAUUUGGUGUCUGUCUUGGAACCGGAAAAAAAAUCAUGCAUGCGGACUUUGUCACAAGAAAAGUGUCCAUUAUAUCCUGCUGUAGGUUUUGGUGGUGAGAACUUCCUGAAGGAGUGUAACCUAUAGUGCUGCCAAGUGGAAACCCCGCUGGAAUGUUCUCUUGUUUAGCCCAAUAAGUGGAAAGAGAAUGGAUAUGGAUCUGGAUCUGGAUAAUAAUGCGCAGGGCACCCGUAUACUGUUCUAUACUGUCCAAACCCCUUAUGCAAGAGUCAACCAGCAUCUUCACUCUUUCAUCCCUCACGCUGGUAAACUCUGGAACAAUCUUCCUUCGUCUGUAUUUCCUCCUGCCUACGAUUUGAACUCUUUCAAGAGGAGGGUAUCGGGACACCUCUCCUCCCGAAACUGUAA